UACUUAAUAAUCUCAGUAAUGAAUUGUUUUUACUUUGGUUGGUAGUCACGUACGUAUGUGUCUUUAAAAGAUUCCCCCAACUAUUUUUCUCUUCUUCUAUAAAUGCCCCUCAUAACUUUCACACUCUUUCUCUCUAUAUCAGUUACCCUCUUUUGGUUCUUUUCCUCACUCUCUCUCUUUCUCUCAAAAAUCUUCCAAUGGAGACCAACCAAGCCAAGCUCCACCAAAACCCACCUCAAAAUACCAAAGACCUUUUCCAUGGAGCCCAAAUUUGCUUGAGAAUUCUCGCUUUCGCCACCACAUUGGCCGCCACAUGGACCAUCCUCACCAGCAAACAGACCAUUCUCAUCAUCGGCAUGUCCUUCUCCGCUCGCUAUAGCUACUCUCCCGCUCUCAAGUUUUUGGCCUUGGCUAAUGGGAUUGCUUGUGCAUUUUCCGCGAUAUCUUUCGUCUUUGUCGUCUUUCUCCGCCGCACUUUCUUCAAUCCAGCCAAUUACUUCUUCUUGUUUCUCCAUGAUUUGGUGAUGCUUUUGUUAGUCCUGGCGGGAUGUGCGGCGGCGACAGCGAUCGGCUACGUGGGGGAGUACGGUAACAGCCACUCGGGUUGGUCGCCAAUUUGUGACCAUUUUCAUAAGUAUUGUAAAAGAGUUACGGCUUCUCUUGCAGUCUCUUACUUUUCUGUACUCUUCUUUCUUAUGCUUACUAUUAUUUCAGCUUCUAAGUCUAGACAAAUUAAAGUCUAAUUAAAAAUGUUACUCUCUUUAUUAAAUAUAAAUAUUAGUUUUUGUUUUCUUAAAAAAAAACAGGAAAGUAAAAAAACAAUCUUUUGUGUAGUUGGAGAAAAAGAAAAGGUUGUUUUUAAUUAUAUAUAUAUGGAGAGUGUUAAUUAUUAUACUAAUAAAAAAAAGGUGUUCUCUUAUAAUGUAA
This is a messenger RNA of Cannabis sativa, 927 nucleotides long. RefSeq names its product CASP-like protein 1F2. NCBI's taxonomy places the organism in Eukaryota, Viridiplantae, Streptophyta, Magnoliopsida, Rosales, Cannabaceae. The record is from RefSeq and is a predicted model, not a curated record. Bases 198 to 743 code for a protein of 181 amino acids. The transcript is spliced from 3 exons.